CCAACUUUGUUCUCUUCCUCUGAUCCUCCAUUCAAGGACCUUCACACCCUUCUUAAAUUCUAGGGCCCUGGGCUGGUUCUGGCUGGGAUAGAGUUCAUUUCCUUCACAGCAACUGGUAUGGGCUACGUUUUGGAUUUGUGCUGGAACAGUGUUGAGAACAGGGAUUGCUGAGAAGAGAUUAAACAGAGAAGGAGUCCUCAGUUUGUCAUCCCACCCCACCCUUGAAUUCCCUUGUAGAGAAGCAGUCUGUGAGCUGCACAGAGCCCACAGUGCUCAGGACACAGCAGGGCAAAGUGUUUUGUGUGUGAGCGUAUGAAGCUUCAGGAACUUAAGACACUUCAAUGCCAGAACCACUUCCCAGCACAGGUGACUUCAGAGCAGCCAUAAACUUAUAUUUCCUCAUGUUACUGACAUAGAACCCUGUGCCAUCAAAAGAUUAAGCAGAAAUAGACUUUUCAUCAGAAGUUUAUGCAUGAGUGGAAGAGUCAAGAACUUCCUCCUGAACUUUAGAAAGGGGUGGGAUCUCUGAGUUGUACCCAGCCUAGAGGACUGGGUACCUCAGCCUCAGAACAGCUGAGGGAGGGAAAAAGGAGAAGCAGGAACAAGAAUGGCAGAAUAUGUCCUCUAUGCUGACUUGAACUUGCCUCAAUCAACCAGACCCAGAAUCCCGACGGUACCUGAUGUCCAAGACUCAGAUUGUACCUACGCAGAAGUUAAAGUGAAAUCCCAAGACACAAACGCUGCAGCAGACUGCAAAUCAUCUGGUAAAAGCUGUUGUUCCAGAAAACAUGCUGCUAUAUUGGUGGUGAUAAUCCUCAUACUGGUCCUGGCAGUAUAUUUAAUAAUCACAUAUGGUCCAACUGCAGGCAGCCAAAACAGCUCAACAACUUUGUCCCACAUCCGCGAAGAGGAAUUAGGGUGCCCUCCACUAUGGAGAAAACAUGGGAGAAAAUGCUACUUCUUUUCUCCAGAGAAGAAAAUGAAGGACUGGGAAGCCUCCCGUGGAGAAUGCACUACCAUGGAGUCAGACCUGGUGGUCAUUGACAGCAGGGAAGAGAUGAGUUACCUUCUCUCAGUAUCAAAAUAUGACUACUACUUACUUGGUCUCAAAUACUUUGAAAAGAAAAAGGAGUGGAAGUGGAUCAACAACAUGAAACAUGACCCAACCAUGUUCAAUAUAACCAGAGCUUAUAGUGACUAUGACUGCACAGCCAUUGGAUUUGGUGAAGUAGGAACUGCACCUUGUGGUGGAUCCCAAACAACACAAAAUAUGUGUGAAAAAGAUGUGACAAUUUUAAAAAGGUAUCAGAAAGAGAGCUAAAAAUAAGAGGUCCAGGCUAUGUUAUCCCCAGCUUCCUGUAGGAAACAUGGAUGGGAUGUGUCUCAUUUCUCUUUAGCUGCUCAAUCUCUUCUCCCAGGGAGUCCUGCAGCCUCCCUUGAGACUCGUGGCUGAGCUCAGCCCACCCUUUUUUCUUUGAUGGAGUCUGAGCUUGGAUGGAUCCCCUCUGGAAGAGCUGGCACUGGAGCACAGGAGGAGUCUGGGACUGUCUCGUGCUGGAGGUGGCACUUCCAGGCAGACACUGCCAGAGGAAAGGAGUCCAGGCUGGGGGCAGAGGUGAUCCCAAACAGAUCUCGACUCUGCAAGUCACAUCAAUCCACAGCCCUGCCUGGGCACAAGGAGACCCUUCCCCACCUGGCCACAGCCUGGUCUUGCCUCCAGCCACAAGCGAAGGGCAGCACAGAUUUUUGGCUGGGAUCCGACAGGGAAGGGCAACCCCUCUCCUUGCCAGGUCCCAUGGCCAGGAUGGACAGAAUAAAGUCAGGUGUGAGUGUGGAUAAACCUUUCCUUGUCCCAGACUGUCUGUUCCAUGGCAUCCCAGAGCCUGUGAGGCAAAUGGGAAUCAGCACAAGGGAAAGGAUCCUACAGCAGCACAGCUCUGGGCAUAAAAUCAGCCCCAUUCCUGUGUAAGGAAGGGAAGGAGUGUCAGAUUUAAGAUCUGCUGAGGAAGGGCACAGGAAGGAGGCCAGCAGAGACCAACAAGGCCUGAAGAACAGGGUCCCAACAGAGGCUGAACAGGGCAAAAAACAGAACAAUGAAACCCACAGUGACCUGUGAAGGAGGUGGUGAGAAGUAUGAGAGUGACCUGCAGGGAGUGGCAACACCAUGCUCUGCCCUCUUUUCCUUGGAGAUUGAUCACAGGUGGAAAUGAUGCCUGAGGGCUUUUCCUGCUCAGGAAAGUUCAAGCCAACACAGAAACGGGUGGCACCAGGAAAACAGAGCUGUGAUGAGUAAACAGGGAAUGCCACCAGAGCUCUGCCCAUGUGCUUCAGUGGCUCUUGGGACCCUGUCUGACUCCAAUAAUUAUCCUUCCUACUGUGUCCUUUCAGGCAAUAUCAUUCCUCCUUUAUCGGUGCCUUUCAUGGCUCUCUCCUUCAGCUGCAGGAUGGAGAAAGCUCUGUGAAGUCCUUGAGGAAGUAACACUUAUGGCCUGGUUUGUCACUGAGAAAAAAAUUGCUCAAUCAAAAAAUCUGUACACAACAUGUUGUGGCCAUUGGAAGGGAAAAUUGAAUCCUGCAGGUAAAACUGUCUCUUUCUAAAUUGAAAGCACAUUUUGACAUCCCUCACACCAGCUGUACUCACUAACUGCUCUCAUCAAGAUGCUUUGGAAACAUUUGCAGUUCUUUACCUGACUUUCAAUCCACAAAGAACAGUUAGAACAGAGCUGUAGCAGAACAAUCUCAGUCUCAGGACCCAGGAUCUGCACUGUUAUUCCAAAGGGAAGCUGAGCUGGAGGAGCUCUUUGCUUGCACUCACUUUACUGGAGAGGGCGGGAGAGCAUUCUACAUUGUGUUAUAGAUUUCUGCCCUUCUAUUUUCAUAUUCCAGCUGCUGGAAUGUACCCCCUUGGAUCAAGUGGGCUCUCCUGAAGGGCCAGGGAAAAACCUCUUCCCUG
Messenger RNA from Cyanistes caeruleus (blue tit), 2953 nucleotides. RefSeq names its product killer cell lectin-like receptor subfamily B member 1F. The record is from RefSeq and is a predicted model, not a curated record. Gene Ontology annotation, biological process: regulation of natural killer cell mediated cytotoxicity. Gene Ontology annotation, cellular component: cell surface; plasma membrane. Lineage: Eukaryota; Metazoa; Chordata; Aves; Passeriformes; Paridae. Gene Ontology annotation, molecular function: signaling receptor activity.